AUGGAGACUAGUGAUUUUUUUCCUACAGUAGUAACUUACAACAUUGUGCUUCUGGGAUUAUGCAAAGCUCAUAGAAUUGACGAAGGCAUUGGAAUGCUGGCAAAAAUGGUCAAAAAGGGUUGCCGGCCAAAUGAAACUUCAUAUGUUCUACUACUCGAAGGUAUUGGUUUUGCGGGAUGGAAAGUAGAGGCCAUGGAGCUCGCAAAUUCUCUAUGCAAGAAAAAUAUUAUUUCUCAACACUCCUUCAAGCGUUUGAACAGAACCUUUCCCGUGCUAGAAGUUUAUUAUGGUUUUAGUAACUCAGAAACUAAGAACUAA
Molecule: messenger RNA, 318 nt
Organism: Fraxinus pennsylvanica
Lineage: Eukaryota; Viridiplantae; Streptophyta; Magnoliopsida; Lamiales; Oleaceae
Source: the annotation of a GenBank genome assembly